Molecule: messenger RNA, 3427 nt
Organism: Orussus abietinus
Lineage: Eukaryota; Metazoa; Arthropoda; Insecta; Hymenoptera; Orussidae
Product: putative sodium-dependent multivitamin transporter
Exons: 8
Coding region: 172-1878 (568 amino acids)
Biological process (GO): sodium ion transport; transmembrane transport
Cellular component (GO): membrane
Molecular function (GO): symporter activity
Source: RefSeq, a predicted model, not a curated record
GAGAGACGCCGGAGCUGCGCGGGAAUGCGGAAGCGGACUCGUGCGUACGCGCCUCCCCAAGAGUACGUGUAAUAUUAUUUAUGGGCGCGUCCGUCAUACGCGAGUCUCUCCCAGGGUUUCUAGGCAUCCGUCCGUAAUCGCGUCCGGAAAUUCGCCGGUCUGAGAAGAAAAAUGGCGGCGACGCUCGGCGUCGCGGACUACGCGGUGUGCGCUGCGACACUGCUUAUCAGUUCCGGCAUCGGCGUCUAUUACCGGCUUACCGGCGGAAGGCAGAAAACUACCGAGGAAUACUUCGUGGCGAACCGGGCCAUGUCGGUGGCCCCCGUGGCCGUGGGGCUUAUGGCGUCCUACCUGUCGGCCAUCAGCCUCCUCGGAGUCAGCUCGGAGAAUUACGUCUACGGAACCCAAUACGCGGUGGUCAACAUUUCCUACGGACUGGCGACCCCGUUCGCGGCGUACCUUUACCUGCCGGUAUUCUUCCGCCUAGGCGCCACCAGCGCCUUCCAGUACUUGCAGCUGCGUUUCGGCAAGGUGACCAGGGUGAUCGCCAGUGCGGCGUUCCUCGUGCAACUGUUGCUCUACACAGGUGUGGUGCUCUACGCCCCCUCCCUCGCUCUAGAGGCUACGACGGGUUUCUCCAAAACCUGGAGCAUCAUCGUCAUCGGCCUCGUCUGCAUCUUCUACUCGGCCCUGGGAGGUAUCAAGGCAGUCCUCGUCACCGACAUCUUCCAGAGCGUCCUGAUGUUCCUGGGCAUCCUGACGGUGAUCGUCACCGCGACCCUCCAGGUGGGAUCCAUAGGUCGGAUCUGGGAGAUCGCCGAGGAAGGAUCCCGGAUUCAGUUCGACAGCAUAUCGAUCGACCCAACCGUGAGACACACCUGGUGGAGCCUGACCAUCGGCGGAUUCUUCACGUACCUCUCUCUGUACGGCGUCAACCAGGUGCAGGUGCAGAGGAUGCUGACGAUCAAAGAUUUAAAGUCCGCGCAAGCGGCGCUCUGGUGGAGCUGGCCGAUCGCCUCGGUAAUGUCCCUCGUCACCUGCUUCUCCGGGCUGGCCAUCUACUCCAGGUACAAGGACUGCGACCCGGUGGCCGCCGGCCGGAUCCAGCAGAACGAUCAGCUGAUGCCGCUUUACGUAAUGGACACUCUGUCCCGGUACCCCGGGUUCCCGGGGCUCUUCGUUGCCGGCAUCUUUAGCGCGGGCCUCAGCACCAUUUCCGCCACCCUGAACUCCGUCGCCGCGGUCGUCCUCGAGGACUUCAUCAGGCCCGCCUGUCGAGCCAGAGGGAAGACGAUAUCCCCGAGUGGUUCCAUCCUCGUCAGUAAGGUGCUGGUGAUCCUGGUCGGGGGCGUCUGCCUCGCCGUAGCCUUCCUGGCCCAGCACCUCGGGGGCGUUCUUCAGGCUGCCCUGACCAUCUUCGGGGUCGUCGGGGGCCCGACUUUGGGCCUCUUCACUCUCGGCAUGUUCUGCAAACACGUCGAGGAGAAGGGCGCCGUCGUCGGGUUCCUUCUUUCCCUGAUGUUCUCGCUCUGGGUCGGCUUUGGCCAGCCGAAGCCCGGUAUUCCGACCCUGGAUGUAUCCACUUCCGGCUGCAACGACACCGCCCUGAACGGGACCUGGACCUCGUCGAUCGUAUCCCCGGUCCACGACGACGGCUCUUCCUAUUUCUACCUGUACCGCAUCUCCUACAUGUGGUACUGUCCCCUGGGAUUCCUGAUGUGCCUCCUUAUCGGCCUGCUCGCCAGUCGGAUAUUAAGGUGGGCCCAUUAUUCCAGGGACCCCGAGGACCUCGAUCCCGACCUCUUCGUCCCCGCUAUAGCCUCGAGGAUGCGCAAAGAUCAGAUGCAGCUCGACGGGGACAACAAACGUGAAACGUGAAACGUUCCCAAGAAACGAGAGUGCCCGCUCAUUGACUAAAUAAUAUCUUGAAAACACAAAUCUAGUUGGUCUUCUCUCGUCCCUCCGGGCUGUUCUCUCUUCACUCUUCCGGGUCGGCGUCAUAAACUCGACGGGUCGGGUCGAUCCCUCCUCGAUUUUUCUCCCCCGAUCGCGAGCGACUUCUGAAUCGAGUCGUAAAGAUCGGCCAGGCCGCGCGACCUAACCUCCAAAGAGAACCGGAGAAACACACCGCGGAUACCGGAACGGACGUAAACACCGAGCGCCCGAUGUCGAACGUUUACCGAAACGUUCGCAAAUCACGAAGGAAUGCCGUCCGACCGGGGUGCUCUUUCUCUCUCGCUCUCCCGGGCGUACCCGGUGACAUAUGGAACGAACCGAUCUCGACGAGUCGCGGAUCCACGCAACAAUGGCGCUCGUCCGAGGAAAUCCCCUAACCUCCCCCAUAAAUCGGUAUCAAGGAUGAUCCUUAAGGAUUGAGAUAUCCCGUGAUAAUGGGUAAUCGGACAUCGGCGCGCCAAGGAAAAUGCCGAUCGAAUGACUCGGGUCUAAUUGGCCAAUUAUUGGGAGAGCGCGGUAUCAAUUGUUCUCUCCUGUAUUCUCUUUUCUAGACCCUUAACAAUUUUAAUUGGGAGAGGUUUCGUCAUCGAAGGACUCGUCGAACGGUUCCUUUAUCAGGGUGUACGUACCGAUUCACGGUCAUCCCUGUAGUGGGGUAUCCGGAAUGGAGUGGAGGCUGCCGAAGCCGCGAGCUUGCGCGAGAGAAAGGGAGAGGGAGAGAGACGGCGCUAGGCGGGCCGGGCGGCCGAGAGAGAGAAAGACCGAGGGCGCAAUGAAAUCCUUACGGCACGUUUAUGGGGUCGUCCCGGCACGUAAGACGACCGAACGACCGAUAGAAUUCUCCGCGGCUGCUCGCCUAUAAAUCGAGAGCCGGCCAGCAUUUUCAGCAAUAAACCUAGAAAUCUCGCGGGCUUUUACGAGGACGUAAAUUCCCCACUUUUCAUUCUAAUGCCCGCCCCCCUGGCCCCAUAGAUCGUCCGGGCCCUUUCCCCGUCGAGGGCCCUACGAUCUCGCGAAGGGGCCCCCUUAAACCCCCUGGACCAAUCUAUCAAAAGAUUCGAAACCAUCUCCCGCGUCUUCACCCUCUGUCUCUUUCUCGCGACCAGUUUAAUCACUCGAAUGGUAAAUGAUAAAUUGGGCGAAAGAAAAAAAAUCAUCCAAUCAACAAAAUAUUUCUUCAAAAAUUCGACUCGAAGUAAACCGGAAUAAAUCUCCAUUAUUCCGAAGAAACGUUGCAACCAAUUCAUUCGAGUUUAUACUGGUUAAAUAAUUAUUCUUUGAAUUAUCGAAACAUUUCAUAGGUGCCAUUAUAUUUCUCUGGUUCUUUUUUUUUUUAUCCUCGGUGUAUAGAAAAGGUCGAAUACGGCUGUCGCCGAUUCUAAUCCUUGAUUUGGCCGAGUAUCUUGCCGAACAAAAGAAAUAAACCGGGGGAAAAUCAAAAAUAAAUGUAACAAAAAACUGUGAAAGGGGC